UUAUAUAUAUAACAAAGAUAAUAUGCAGUUCUAAUUAAAUACAAUAUAAAAUCGUUGCAAAUAAGCAUUAGGUAAAGCACCCUAGCAGUCAAGUUUUGAAAGAGGGGGAGGAUUUGAACCAGCAAGGAUAAACUAGAUUUUCUUUCAUUGUACAAUAAGGCAAGAAAAUGAGAAAAAGUUUGAUGAAGUUUUGUCGCAAAAGGGAUAGAUGAACUUUAUGUGAUCAUUUUCAAAAAAAACUGAUGCAAGUUUAUUUACUUAGGCAACGUUGAAAAAAGAUGGAUGACGUUAAAUGGAACGAUACAUCCCACAAUGCAACAGUAAUUAUUCAACGCCGUGACAACAUCGCUAUUAUCAUCUCAGGAAUCAUCCUCUUUUUCAUCAUUGUGUUUUCCGUCAUUGGAAACGUUGCAGUGAUCAUGGCGAUCAAAACAAACUCACGACUUCGGGAGCAGAUAUCAAACAUUUUCAUCCUAAAUCUAAGUAUUGUUGAUUUGUGUACAGCAAGUCUUAUCAUGAUGACCACAUUCGUGCAACUGGUCACAGAUGCUGACGAAAUGCCAAAAAUAUGGUGCCUUUUAAACUGUGGAUUGAACUAUGUGUUCAUAAUCGCUUCAAUGUCAACACUUGCUUUUGUCAGCAUUGAUCGAUAUAUGGCUAUUAUCCAUCCAAUGAAAUAUGUGACGAUGAUAACAAAACAAAGGGUAGUCGGUAUGGUGAUGUACGGGUGGAUUUUAGGACUUAUAUUUGGUUCGGUGCCGAUUAUUAUGGACUGGAUACAGUAUGAUUAUUGGGAGGUCAUCUGCGCCAUCGACUGGAACUAUCAAGCAGCCGUAAUCUACGUCAUCGCCGCAUUCAUCAUUUGUUUUCUACUCCCAGGGAUCAUCAUGAUCUAUUGCUACUUAAAGAUCAUUAAGGAGGUGAAACGAAUGGAUAAGAGCAUGCCAGCAGCCCCAAGCAUUGGUGACAUAACUGAACUGAAUGGCUCAACACAGAAAAAGACGAGAAAGGAGCAAUCUAAAAGCAAGCACACAAAAAAGACAAUCACAAGUCUCCUCAUCGUCGUGGCCUUUUUCUUCAUAUGUAUGACACCAUUUUGUGUCACUAAACUCCUCAAGGUUGUUCUUGAAAAUACAAACAUGGUGCCUGCCUAUGCUAAUCUUUUUGCGUCAUGGUUUCAAUAUGUUGCGAGUGCAAUUAAUCCGUUAGUCUAUGGGAUUUUCAGGAAAGAUUUCAAAAGGUCUUUCCGCAGGCAGUGUGCUAAGAUUUCUUGUAAUACAAUCAUUUUCCGGGACAGUUCUACCAGCCCUACUAAUGGCGACACCUUUAACUCAAGGACAAGAGACAAACUAAAUUCUUUGACAAAACUAAAUGUGAAAGAAGUAUCGGCUCAAAAUAUGUUGACAACCCCUGUUAUUCAAGCAAAGAAAAAUCAUACAAAUGUGGAAUUACUCGACAUCACAUCAGACAGAAAAACAUCUGCAAGUGACAUCACUGUAGAAGUCAAGGAUGAAAAGCCAACAAAACCUGACGUAAAAACAAUUGACAAUGCAGGAAAAUGUAACAUCAAAGUGUUACAAGUCCAACUUUAUGAUACCCCGUGUGGUCCUUUCACACCGGAAGUACUUACAAAAAAUCGCUCCACCCAAAGUCACCACUACAACGGCGUCCAUCAGAAAACUGCUUUUUCAACGAACAAUGAAAAGAAAAAUUCUGAACUUGGGUUGCCUAUUGCUCAAUGAUGAUAUAGUAGUAUAUUAUAUUUGUAUAAGUAAAUUGAUUGAUCAAAAUAAUAAUUUGUACAGAAAAAUAAUAAAAUUAUUUAUGUAAUAUGUCGCGAUACCUCAA
Owenia fusiformis is the source of this 1848-nucleotide messenger RNA. NCBI's taxonomy places the organism in Eukaryota, Metazoa, Annelida, Polychaeta, Sabellida, Oweniidae. The record is from the annotation of a GenBank genome assembly.